Messenger RNA from Notechis scutatus (mainland tiger snake), 5907 nucleotides. Its product is annotated as neurabin-1-like. Gene Ontology annotation, cellular component: cytoplasm; actin cytoskeleton; dendrite. NCBI's taxonomy places the organism in Eukaryota, Metazoa, Chordata, Lepidosauria, Squamata, Elapidae. Gene Ontology annotation, biological process: actin filament organization; neuron projection development; calcium-mediated signaling. The record is from RefSeq and is a predicted model, not a curated record. Gene Ontology annotation, molecular function: actin filament binding.
UCGCGGAGGGAGGGAGGGAGGGAGGGAGGGGGGCGGCAGAGAAAGAAAGUCGGCCUCGCGCUGGGUCGGAUAGAGCUCUUUGUGCUGGGGGGGAAGUGAAGCGCGCGCGCGCUCGCCCGCCCGCCCGCCCGGGCCCGAGAAAAGAGGGGAGAAGGAGAAGAAGAAGAAAGAAGAAGAGAAAAAAAAAGAGAGAGAGAGAGAGGGAGAGGAGCCGAAUUCUAAAGCGGCCGCGCGGGUGGGCGAGCGAACGAACGAGCGGGCGGGCGCGCGAAACCGAGAGUCGGAUCGUUAGAAGAGUUGAGAGUGGAGGAGGUGGCGCGAACAAAAAAAACAAAAAAAAACCAAACACCCCGCAACCGAUGAAAAACAACGGCCGGCCCGGGGGCAGCUGUCGAGGGGGGAGGCGCGAGUCGGACGCCCCGUUGUGCGGCUUUGCUGGUGAGGAAAGCCGGGGCAGGAAACGGCAAUUAACUGGGGAAAGGGGAAGAGUUGCUGCCGCCGCCGCGUAGGACCCGCUGUUUAUCUCAGAUACCUUUCAGGAUAAGAAUGGAUCAGCUAUGGUGCUAGCAUCUCAUUUUUCUAGAUACAUUCUUGAAGUGCCUGUUGUUUUUGUAUGCGCCUCUCCUCCUCCUUCCCACCACAUAUUUCAUUGCUCUUAUGGAAGAAUAAAAUGGUGAGAGGCGUCUUCCAGUCUCUUUCUCUCUCCAGGCUGUAAGAGGACUGUAUCACAUUGUGGGAGCAGCACUGGCAGCUGCUGUUGGUUUUCACCUCUUCAGACUCUCAUUUGUAAAGAAUUGAAGGCUUUCUGCAUUUGACAAUGAUGAAGACUGAAGGCAAAGGAGACAGAACUUUAAGAAGUGCUUCUCCGCACAGAAAUGCCUAUAAAACUGAUUUUCAUGCAAUUAAGUGUAGUUUUGAUUCAGUGAAUACUGAUAAUGCUUCCAACAAGUCUAAUCCUCAGCAAAAGUUGACCAACUCAUCCAAUGGAGAAGGUAAUGAUCCACAUGUUCGUGGCAGAGCUGUCUCAUAUGGCAACAGAGUACACAAGAUCAAAAACAUGUUCAUGCAGAUGGGUGGUUCUUCCAAUUCACCAUGUGAAAACAGUUCACCCUCUGAGCCCCGAAUUAUUAAUAAAAUAACUUCAACUGAUCUUGCACUUCCUCCUCCUAGUAGCCCAUCUUAUCUCUGUGUUCAAAAAAAUAACUUACUCAAUAGUGGUUCCUUUUGUAGUUCCCCGGAUCCUUUACCUGCAUGUUCAUUCACUGAUAAAAUUAUCUGCAGCAAAGAAGAGGGAAAUUUAGACAAAGCUACACUAGCAGAGAAGUUUUCUGAGACCAGAAAACUAUUUGAAAGGAACGUUAAGAAACCAAGUUCACUGGAUAGAAGUCCUCCCAUUAAAAGUGAAAGGAUUGAAGACAGGAGACGACAUGGUUCCACUUCUUCUGAUUGCAGCAGUGUGACAGAUCACUUUAAUUUCAAUAUUGAUGUAACUUCUCAGGUUGCUGUAGAGAAUCAAGGAAAUAGUAAUCAAAAGGAACAGCAAUCUACUGGCAGUUGUAAAUCCUCUUCACUGAAUGCAGGACCUAUUUCUCGAAGACUGGAGAGUUUCUUGGCUGAUAUUGACAAUGACGACUUGAAAGAUACUUUGAAAACUAAGGAUAUCCCAAAUCCUGUUCAAACAGUGUUCUGCAGCUGGGAAUCACCAGGAGUUAGGAAAGAAGUAAACGUGCAGCAAAAUCAGCCCAUUGCAGAAGCUUCCCUUUUGAUAAGCAGCACUUCUACGGAAAGGAGUGAGUUAAGUGAUACAACUGAAGUAACUUCUCAAACAGAUCAAACUUCCGAAAAGGAGCAGCAAUAUAAAACCAGCAUAUCCUCUAAAGUGGAUAGAGCCCCUAUAAAAAUUUCUCAAGUAGAAGUAGCUAGAGCUGAACUGAUUAUGGUGCAGAACAAAACUUUAGGGGAUAACAAUGAAAUCACUGGGGAAGUCAAUGUAUUUCAGAAGGAAAAAUCAUUCAGAUUUCCAAGUUGGAAAGAGGAGAGAAACGACUGUACAUUUGAGAAAAUGGAAGAAUCUAAUGAGGAUGGUGCAGUUAAUCAAAAAGCAAGAGAGUUAGUGUUUCUGGACAAAGAGCAGGAACAAGAGCAAGUCCCUGUAAAAUCUGUAGGGGAUAGUGAAGAGGAAGAACAAGAACAGGGAAAGAAAUUUAGUGGGUUUUCUUCCAGUACUUUAGGGAUCGAGAAUGCUGCUUUUGAUGAUGACAGAGAACCAGAAGUACUUAGUCGGGGCCCUGAAACAGGGGAAACCUUGCAAGAGGAGGAAUAUAACUAUAAUAGUGAUUACGAGGAGCUUUCUGGACUUUCUGAGGAAGAAGAUCCUGAUCCAGCUAGAAAAGUGAAGUUUUCUACAGCCCCAAUCAAGGUAUUCAGUACUUACUCAAAUGAAGACUAUGAUAGACGCAAUGAAGAGGUAGACCCUGUUGCCGCAUCAGCAGAAUAUGAACUUGAGAAAAGGGUAGAAAAAAUGGAGGUUUUUCCUGUGGAAAUUGAAAAAGGUGACAAUGGCUUGGGUAUCAGUAUAAUAGGAAUGGGUGUUGGUGCAGAUCAGGGACUGGAAAAAUUGGGUAUCUUUGUAAAAACAAUAACUGAAGGCGGUGCUGCUCAGCAAGAUGGCCGAAUCCAAGUAAAUGAUCAGAUUAUUGAAGUUGAUGGGAUAAGCCUGGUGGGGGUAACCCAGUUUUUUGCAGCAACUGUAUUAAAAAAUACAAAAGGCACUGUCAGAUUUCUGAUUGGAAGAGAAAAACCAGGAACUCAGAGUGAAGUAGCUCGGCUUAUCAGCGAGACAUUAGAACAAGAGAGAUACUUAUAUGAGCAGCAAUAUGCCCAUGAAACAGAACAGGAUGAAGAUUAUGAUGAAGAUGAUGUUUCUUUUGAAUCACAUUUGCAAGAAAAAUCAGUAGAAGUAUUUUAUCUUCCUGAAAAUGAAGAUAUUAACUUCCCAUUAGAUAUGGAUUCUACACAGUUCAUGCUGAAGUUUAAAGAGUUACAAUUAAAGCAUGCAGUUACAGUGGCUGAAGUUAAUCAACUUAAGGAAAAGCUAAAAGCAACAGAAGCUGAAAAGAUUGAAUGGGAGUUAAAGAAAUUGCAGCUCCAGGAAACUAUAGAUGAUAAUAAAGAAAAAAUAAAAAAGCUAGAAACCUACUGGUUAGAAGCCCAGAGUUUAUGCAAAACAGUAAAUGAGCAUCUUAAAGAAACUCAAGAACAAUAUGAUGUGCUGGAAAAAAAAUAUAACAAAGCGAAGAAAUUACUCAAAGAAUAUCAGCAGAAAGAAGAACUCAUGAUAAAAGAAGAUCAAAGAAAAAUUAUUGAAGAGAACAAUCAGGAACAUGCAAAUCAAUUAAAAAAUUUGCAGGAGAAGAUCACAGAGCUUGAAGACAAAUUAAAAAUAUAUGAAAAACUCCCCUAUAUGUUUGGAAGUAGUAUUUUAUUAGACUCUGUCACGCCAAAUACUGAACAACUGGCAGAACAUUUUGAAAUUAAGGAUGAUAUGCAGGGAAUUGACUCUUCAGUGGAGAAAUUAGAUUUUUCUGAUUUUGAUACCUUUGUUGGAGACCCACCAAGGUUAGAUACAAGUGCUCAUAAAGCUAAGGCCCAGCUUGCCUUGAAAGUAAAACGUCAGCCACCUUCUCGGUCAAAGCUAAAGGAAUCUCUUGGUGCCAAACAAAAAGAUAGAAACUCACAGGAUAUUAAUGAUGAUACAAAAGAAAAUACCUUGAGUAAGUUUCCAGAUGUGACAGAAAAAGUCAUUUCAUCACAGCAAAACGAUACCGAUAAAAAAAAUGAUAAAUUGGAGUGUGCUGAAAACAGUGACCUUUUAUUAGAACCAAGUCCACCACUUUCUGUGCACUCUUCUCCAGUGUAUAAACUGCAGACAGAAGACACUGCUGGAAUAGCUCAGUCACUACCUAAUGAUGAUUCUGCUCCAAAUUCUCCUGCUGGAUAUUGCCGAAAUGUUAAGCAAAGAGAAUCGAAAGGAAAGGGGAAAGUGAAUAAAGAUGACAAAAGAGCUGAAGAAAAGGCUGAAUUAGGGGACGGUCCUUCUGUGGGGAAAUACAAAAGACGUUUUCCAGAUUUUGGGGGCCUAAGAAAAUCGGGGGGUAAAGGCAAAAAGCAAGAAAAAGAAAAUGCAAGGGGUUCUCUGGACAGCAGAGGCUCCCGAGAAUUAUUGGAAGACCCUGACAACAAUUUAUCUGCCUCAGAUUCCGAUUCACCUAUUCCUACUUGUAUGCCUUUCUCUUGGUUUGGAGACAGCCAUAAAGAACAUAGCUCUAGUAGCACCCUGAGUUUUUCUCAGGGUGGGCAGGAUAUUGCCAUUGAACAAAGUCAAGAGAAGACCAGAAGCAAGAGUAGAAUUUUCAUAGAUGAUUCAUAUCAUAGCAAGCCAAGUUGUGAUCUGUCAGGGUUAGUGGCAGAGCCUAAUCUUUCAGGGCGUUCACACACUUUAACCUUCUCUUCAGAUGAGACCAUAGAUGAUGAACCUUCAGCUACUGGAAAACAAAACCAGUGGCACAACAGGCCCAUUUCUGAAUGGACUACACAACAGGUCUGCCACUGGCUAAUGGGAAUGAACAUGGAGCAGUACAUCUCGGAAUUCACCACCAAGAAUGUUGAUGGGCAACAGUUAAUGCUACUUGACAGUGAAAAGUUGAAGGCUUUAGGAGUAUCCAGUCAAAAUGACCGAUCAACAAUAAAGAAAAAAAUUAAAGAUAUUAAAAAAACACAAGAAAAACUGGAGAAGCAGAAAGAAAAGUUUCAGAAGAAAGAGAAAGAAGUGCGAAAAACUGGCAAAUUGGUGACUGCUGUGGAAUCAAACUGCUAACAUGAUUUGAUACCAUACUACUUUCUUCUGGAAUAGCUGAAGCUAAACUAGAACUGUACCAAUAUAAAUGCUUCAGUCUUUAUUGGAUAAGAAUCCAACUCGAGAAAGUGUAACAACUGUAUAUUUCUGUAUAAUUAUGGGGGGAAGAAAAUGAUAGUUUUACAGUGACAGACUUAGCUUAGCUCUGAUUUCUAUAGUCCUUUCCCAUUUAUACAGUUGCAUUAAAAUAUUUUCAGUUUUUAUAUUUAGAUUAUUAACUUGUACUAAUCAAUAUUAAAUUAACUAUUUUUCAAGGAAUAUGUAUAUAUGUGUCUGGCUAAUUCCCUGAAGUGUCUUUGGAAAUGGCAUAGACAAUUUAUUAAAAUACAAGAUGUGAUACAAAUUCCAGUAUAACGGGGGUAUGGUAAACAGAUGCUAUCAGGUCAUUAUGGUCUGUUGGAGAUAGUUUGUUGCCCAUAGUAUUGUAUAGAAAGAAAUUAAGUUUUAAGAAGUAAUAGAAAAUUAAUUUAAUGUAAUGAAGUGUUUACAAUCUGUAUUUUUCAGAGUUCAUUUUAAUUUCAAAGCAUUGUAAUAAUAUAAUUCGUUAAUAUUUUCUAAAAUACGUUUUUCUAUGUUUUGAAUAUGUUAAGCAUGACUUCAAAAGUUAUCUUUUAUAUACUUUUGGAUACAAUGUUUUUUAUAGUUCCUGUGAUUAAUCAGAUCAGAAUGCAUAACCCUUUCCUACUUAAAUGUUUGAGGACCAAAUUAUAUUUUUGAUGAUUUUUACAUGCUGUUGGUCUUCCAGAUUUACGUUUUCCAGAUAGACUUAUUCUUAUCUCACUAUUUAAAUUAAACAGAAGGUUUCUGCAUUAUACAUAUUUACACUAUAGAAUUCAAUAUGUCUUUGUUUUCAUGAAUAAUUAUUUGUUCUCCAGAAUGGUGUAAAUCACAAUUGAUUUGCCAUUGAGCAGCAGCACAAUCUUUUGUAAAAUACGCUAUCUUAGAAUGACACUUUUGAAAAAUGGAAUAAAUUUUGUUCAAAAAAAGAAAAA